Bacidia gigantensis is the source of this 4242-nucleotide messenger RNA. RefSeq lists its product as uncharacterized. NCBI's taxonomy places the organism in Eukaryota, Fungi, Ascomycota, Lecanoromycetes, Lecanorales, Ramalinaceae. The coding region runs from base 1 to 4242 and encodes 1413 amino acids. Gene Ontology annotation, cellular component: trans-Golgi network. The record is from RefSeq and is a predicted model, not a curated record. The transcript is spliced from 4 exons.
AUGAAUCUUGAUGCCUUCUCACCUCUUGCUCCUGCACGCGUGAGAGCUCUUGUACUGCCUAUUGGUCCGGUCAAAACGUCCAGGUUCUCCGGUUUUGUACGGCGCUUACAGCGUGACAAUAUUGUACGGCUUGGAGAUGUCAGUCCUGAUGGCAGGCCCAACAGGAGUAAGCCCGCUAUGUUCUCACCUCUCGCCUUUCCAGAUGGUCUCGUGUAUUACGACCUAUCAGCUUCGUUUCCCUCCCCACCCCAUCUCGACCUGGUGCCCUUUGAAAUAUAUCGACUUCCCCUUCUCAUAAUAGGCAUUAUAGAUGGAGAUGAGUUGCCCUUGGAGCAGAUUGGCGACCCACAUGGUGCAGAUGAAGAUACCAAGGAGAAUGCCGAAUUGAUAGACGGACUGGUGGAAGAUCUAAGGCAGCUUCGAGAAGAGUACCCUCUGGCUCUGACGCACCAGAUAUUGAUCUUUGACUAUGCUGAGAAGCUGAAGGGACUACCUGAAGCCGUCGCUAUUGUUCCACCUGUUGCUAAAUCAAGAACGACUACUAUCAAGACCAUCAUGUGUGACAUGACCUCAAAUAUGCUUGCAGAAAUGGCACCAUAUGCCAAAUCCCUGCAGGACGGCAAUACCAUUGAGACUCCUAGAGCUGGGCCAUCUACACUCUCGAAUGGAAUCGUAUCUUCUGUACCGUCUCAUAUGCAUAGAACCAAUCGCCCAAUGUCCGUUACGGGGCGGCCACGCUCAGCUUCCCCAUCGACUGAUGCAAAACAACAUUAUCGCAUGUCCAUGCCAGCACACAUGCUCUCCAAUCCGGAGUUUCGGGCUUCGACUCCACAAAGUCGUUCAAGGUCACCCCCGGUACGCGCUCAAACUCCUCCAAGUGGAGGCGUGAAUACAAAUUCAGCUACUUCUCUACCACGGAAUUCGUUCGAUAAAUCAAGCAGACGAAGCGUUGAUGAGCGUGAGAAGACGAGAGGUAAAGCACGCGUAGGUGUUGUCGUUGGCGCAAUGUAUCUCCUUGCCGGGCGUUGGCCAGAUGCUACAAGAGAACUUUCCAACAGUGUAACAAAGGCAAGAUUAAGCAGCGACUACGCGUGGCAGGCAAAGGCUCUAGACUAUCUGGUGGUGUGUCUCUUGAUGUGCGCAUUUGCUGGAAUGGAUUUUCGCAUACCUAAUGUUUUGCGCCCAUCUUCUGAACACUUAAGUACCAGCUCUAGCAAAUCCUCUAAGCAUUCACCAUCCAACACUAUUGGUGGCGAUUCACUCCCCGCACAAUUGAGCGAUGAUGUGCUGCGCUAUCUUGUGACAGGCAGCGGUCAAUUACAGCCCAUGCUCACUCUGGGAUAUGACGGUAUCCUCCCAAAACCAGAAAUAGUCGGGCUUCUUUUGAAAGCAUAUCCUGGCUCAGCUUCUGAAUCAUCUCUAACCACGCCAGAUCGCAUGAUAGCAUUGGCUGCCAUCUCGGCUGUUCUUUCAGAUCUUGGCCAGUACAGAAAAAUGGCAUUGAUUUUGCGCGAUAUUGUUGUGACCUUGCUCCCUUCACUUAUUCAGGCGAGAAAGGACGGAGCCGCAGAAAUGGGCGUCCAUCCUGCGACCGACUUAGCUUCACUAAACGCCACAACUUCUUCCAGUCCAAGUGAUUCGACCCAUGAUAGCACGGAUCACGGCCUUCAAGCCUUCUUGGACCUUACAUGCCGGAAUUUUGGCAUUCUCCACCUGUCAGAACGUAAGGAGAAGACUGAACAUGACAAUACUACAAGGGAUCAUUCAUCAAGAUGUGACACAACGGAAGCAGUGGCUGCUAUUCUACGCCAAGCUCUUCUUAAUACCUAUGGACCAUCUCAACUGCAAGUCGACAUGCUGAGGGCGUGUAUAAAUGUUUGUGAGGCACUUCCAGAUCUUCCAGGCGUCCUUAAGCACACAACGAUGCUCUUACGAAUCACUAGUAGCUGUGUAGCACCAGCCCCUGGAAGUAGUAAUGGAUCCCCCAACCUAGCAAUCGAGGACCAGAUACGUCUUUCCAAUAAUCUCGCCCGUACCCUUGGCGCCGUGCAGCACCUUGGCCUGGAGGACGCAGAGGUAGAUUACUGGGACGAUUUCCUUGUACGAGGCAUAGAGCUGGCGGAAGCAAAUCAAGCUCAUCAGCUUACUUCACAUGCAAAAUCCGAGAUAGACUUGGUAGAAAGCAUAGAGGUGAAGAAAGAAAAGGAUCCAUUCAUUUUCAAUCCUUUCCUUAAGCCAAAGCAAACAGCGAAGUCGCUAGUCCUCGUGGCUGGAGAGGAGGCUGUAUUUCAGGUACUUCUGCAGAAUCUCUUCGACUUCGAAGUAAUUAUUGACGAAAUUGUCUUAAUCUCGGAUAUCGUACCCCUACAUUGUCGCCCUCAGACGGUGAUUCUUGGUCCCUACCGAACACAGACUAUGCUUGUGCCUGCGAUACCUCUCAAUCGCGGAACCUUGACGAUCUCAGGUUGCAGAGUCAAAAUUAGAGGCUGUCAAGACCGGACCUUCUCAACCUUCAGUGCGCCUUGGGCCCUCCAACCCGACGUAAAGGGCAGAAAUAUGCAGAUUCUUGAUCCAAAACACUCAUCGGACCCGUCGAAGAAGCACACGCAGAAUAGCAGAUCUAAAUCUAGCUGGCCGUAUGCAACCCCACAGGCGACUACCUUGUCCUUGAGGGUAAUAGAUAGUCAGCCGUUACUUAUUUGUAAAGCAUCAUCUCUGGCUCAGUCUGCUGUAGUACUACAAGACGGGGAAGUGAAGAGCUUGAGUUUCACGCUUUCUAAUGUCUCUCACACAGCGACUGCUGAUCUGGUUCUCAUCUCAUUCAUCGAUUCCGUGUCAACGGCAAUGCAGGAGAAGCUUGCGCUCAAGGACUUAUCAGCAGAAGCUCUAUACGAGCUUGAGUUGAGCAUAUCACAGAAAUCUGCCCUACGUUUACAUAAGUCGACUGAUUUGGGAAGUCUUCAAGUUGCGCCGGCAGAACAGAUGGCAUUGCAGGUUGAGAUAACGGGAAAGCCUGGUCUAUCCAGCGGCAUCAUGCAGGUAGACUACUGUUUUCUUGGGACUCAAAAGCCUGAUAACGACGAAAGGUUUUUCACGAGGCAGAUCAAGAUUCCCUUGACUGUGACCGUGGCCCCUAGUCUUGAGCUUAGAGGAAUUGAUCUCGUAAAGCUAGACGAGCCUCUUUGGCCGCGUAGCUUCUCUUCAUCGGGCGUCAUUGAAGAUCAAGCAAACCAUGCCCCUACUCUGGAUUCAUCUCAUUACAACGUGCCCAAGGUAUCAUCAAGCUUGUCCCAGUCAACCUGUCUAUUACUGCUUGACUUUCAUAAUCUUCAUUCCUCGACCCUUACUCUCGACUUGCAACAUCACUCCCCUACCAAUUCGACACAGGGAAGUCCCACCACAACGACAUGCCACUUCCACCCAAAUACUACAAUUCGCCUACCCAUCCGGAUACCUCGCAUUUUCUUGCAGAAUUCCAAGAUCCAUGCUGCAAUACCAUCUCUAAAUCCAGCAAAUCAACGACAAUAUGUCGUGUCUUCGACUGAUGCCUCCCCACAAGCAGAGCGCGAGGCCAGGGAAGGUUUCUGGUUUCGUGAAACCCUCUUGAAACAGCUCUCGGCAACAUGGAAAGAUGAGGUUACCGGGCGUAGUGGCUCUAUAGAUCUCCGUCAGAACUUCCAUGUUACACCUGACAUGAUUGCGGCGUACAGACUGCCUGAAAUAGAGAUCUCGAUGGACAUACAACUCGUACCUCAGCCAGCCUUUGGAGGGGACGAUAUAGAAGGAUCUCAGCAACUCUCGAGACUCGGCUCUGGCCUAUUCGAGAUCCCCACACAGACAUUCUUAAACCUCUCUACGACCGUCAAGAACCGUUCGGAAACAUCUAUAGCUCCCUCCAUUUUGCGACUGCAACCAAGCCUGUCAAAUCAACCACAGGAAACAGCACUAGACCUAGCUCAGAAGCUUUUUGUGAACGGAUUGUUGCAGCGAUCGUUACCGCCUAUACCUGCUGGCGGCGAAGUCCGUCAAGAAACAGGUUUUGUAGCUUUGGUAAAGGGCGUCUACGAGUGGGGUGCUAGCAUUGAAGAAAUAUCAUCAGAUAAUGGAAUAAGUCGAGAUGUAGGGAGUGGAGGGAGGAAAAGGGCAAAGACUGGUGAUCUUGACGUCUCGCUGGGAAGUGAAAGUAGGAGGAGUUGGGUUGCUGAGAUGCCUUGCACUAUUGUUACCAGAGAACACCACUGA